This is a messenger RNA of Betta splendens (Siamese fighting fish), 1436 nucleotides long. RefSeq names its product nuclear transport factor 2 (gene nutf2). Bases 217 to 600 code for a protein of 127 amino acids. The record is from RefSeq and is a predicted model, not a curated record. Gene Ontology annotation, biological process: protein import into nucleus. The transcript has 5 exons. Gene Ontology annotation, cellular component: nuclear pore central transport channel. NCBI's taxonomy places the organism in Eukaryota, Metazoa, Chordata, Actinopteri, Anabantiformes, Osphronemidae.
AACGUUAGGUCAUAUAAGCACUUAAAUUGGCCGCGGCUGCCCGGUUAGGGCUAACGUUGGGCACGCCUAUGUGGGGUAGCUGCUCGGGGGUUGCAGGACAGUAUGCGCGGGCCCUGGAGGAGGCAUCAACACUUGGAGGAGAGGGGGUAUUUUUAGCAACCGACGAAAAGGCCAGCGCCUGCCAGCAAGCCAUGUGUGUUUGCAGGGUGAUUCAGGAUGGUGGACCAGCCUCUGUGGGAGCAGAUAGGAUCCAGCUUUGUACAGCACUACUAUCAGAUGUUUGACUCUGACAGAUCACAACUCGGGUCGAUAUACAUCGAUGCAUCAUGCCUUACAUGGGAAGGACAGCAGUUCCAGGGAAAAAGGGCAAUUGUUGAGAAACUCACUAGUCUCCCCUUCACAAAAAUAGCGCAUAGUAUAACGGCGCAGGACCACCAGCCAACUCCAGACUGCUGCAUCUUGAGUAUGGUUGUAGGUCAACUAAAAGCAGAUGAUGACCCCAUCAUGGGUUUCCAUCAGAGUUUCAUCUUGAAGAACAUUAAUGACGCUUGGGUGUGCACCAAUGACAUGUUCAGGCUGGCCAUUCACAACUUUGGCUAACCACCUCCCCGCUCUGGUGGGCAGGGGCGACUAUAGUGAAGGGCACCAUGUGAGGAGGUAUGGAGGGAGGGGAGGAGGAGUUAAGGAUGAAGACAACGCUCAUCCCUCCCUCCUGCUUUUUCAUUUACGCCUGUUUUGAGAAACGAGCAAACACCGGAUUCUAGAUGUCAAUCACUGAACCUCAUCCAGGUGGGUUUUCAGACCACCCAGCCAGUAGAACUGCAAUGUGUUUCUUUGCUGAGAGCCGGCCGACCAAUCAGAUGCCCCUGUCUGCCACUCUGCUGAUCUGCAUGAUGCUGGGAGCCCCUUCAUUACAAUAUCUACACUCAAGCCACCAGAAAGACAAACAGCUAAUGCCGACGCCAUUAACUCAUACUCAUCUCUGUUCUGUACUGCUCUUUAUUCUAGUCUAACUCAUUUUACUUUAAUGAUGACUCCAUUGUUGUCAACUCGGUUCUAUUAGCACUGCUGUUGACUGGUUUGUAGGUCCUUGUUCAGGUGUAGUCAGUCUCUUCAGUUCUGGCUUCUUGUGUUGUAAUUUGCUCACUAGAUGCCAUUUGUGUGACUUUAGCUUGUCUUAGUGUGUUCAACUGCAUUUUAUCUUCCUUUUACAUAAUUGUUAGCCCUGCCAUGAUUCAUUCUCAUGUCAGGUUUUGCUCUUGCAAACCAAAGAAUCAUGGAGAACAUAAAGUUCCACCUUGCUUUGUGAUCGAUUUGGAUCUGUCAUAAGAUCUCUAUCUCGCUGUCCCUGUCUUCGUUUUUUUUCUUUCACACGUUUGGCAGUUUAACAUGGACUACAGCCACGAUACACAAUAAAACCUGGACUUUUUUCUUAA